Strongylocentrotus purpuratus (purple sea urchin) is the source of this 3142-nucleotide messenger RNA. RefSeq names its product adhesion G-protein coupled receptor G2-like. The transcript is spliced from 7 exons. The record is from RefSeq and is a predicted model, not a curated record. Lineage: Eukaryota; Metazoa; Echinodermata; Echinoidea; Camarodonta; Strongylocentrotidae. Gene Ontology annotation, biological process: G protein-coupled receptor signaling pathway; cell surface receptor signaling pathway. Gene Ontology annotation, molecular function: G protein-coupled receptor activity. The coding region runs from base 20 to 1939 and encodes 639 amino acids. Gene Ontology annotation, cellular component: membrane.
UGUACCUGCUGAAGAUAUCAUGCGUGGUAUCGUGCUUUCGCUAGCUGGAUCCAGUUUGUCAGACCUGACCAAGUCUAAUAUUACCAUCAAUGCUCCGACCCAAGAUGACCGCAAUGACAUCAUCGCCCAGGUCAACAUUCCAUCUUCACUCUCAGGAUCGCCAUCAAAUGGCAGUGGUGAAUACGUCCGGGUCAGCUUCUAUGUAUUCUCGACUCCUGCCCUGUUCAUUUCUAAGUCAUUACGCACAAUCAGUGCAGAUAAUGAACGCUUCAAUCGAUCGGCUAACUCGCCAUUGAUUUCUCUCAGUAUUGGUCAAGGGAAAGUAGCAGCCUUGACCGAAUUCAUCAAUUUUACCUUCACUACACUAAAGUCUGGAUACGUGAAUCCCAUUUGUUCAUUCUGGGAUGAGGAGAAGGAAGAUUGGUCUCAGGAUGGAUGUGUUCUUGUUUCUGGAUUCGGAUCAUCAGAUGAUCGCUAUGAUGAGGAGGGUGUGCGCUGUGCGUGUGAUCAUCUUACCAACUUCGCUGUUAUAAUGGAUAUCCAUAGACAGGAGGAUUCAUUAAUCGAGGCAUACAACAUCCUGACUUACAUUGGAUGCUGUAUUUCUAUCUUCAGUCUUCUUGUCACAUUGGCAACCUACCUGUGGAACAAGGAUUUGAGGACAAAACAGACUAACCAAAUCUUCAUCUGUCUGUGCUUGACCUUGCUGUGUCUCUACACGACAUUUCUCAUCAUGAUCUCUCUGGAUUCUAUCAGAGAUUAUCGUGAGGUCCAAGCUGGACCCUGUGGGUUCCUGACGGCCCUAGUUCACUACUUCGUGUUGUCCUCCAUUGCAUGGAUGGGUGUGGAAGGGUACAAUACCUACCUUGUCCUUGUGAAGAUCUUUAACACCUACAUCCAGAAUUUCAUGAUCAAGGCCUUCUUAGCUGCAUGGGGAAUUCCUGCUUUCAUCGUGGUUCUGACCGGAGCUAUUGCUAGAGGCUCUUAUGCUCAUGAUGAUCUAUGCUUUCUACAAUUCUGGGCUCAAAUCGGUGGUCUCCUGAUUCCCAUGGCCAUCAUCCUCCUCAUCAACAUUGUCAUCUUCAUUCUGGUGGUUCGACAGUUGCUCCGGUCAGCCAACAUCGCUGGUCGGGUGAAAAGAGAGGCUAAGGUAGAACGUCGAGAGACUAUCGAACGCGUCCAGAACGCGAUCUGCAUCUUGCUCCUGCUCGGUCUGACCUGGGUCACUGGAUAUCUUCUCUUGAUCCCGUCAUUCAGUCAGGUGGCUCAGCCAAUCUUCGUCGUCCUGAACUCCUUCCAAGGAUUGUUCAUUUUUCUACUCUACUGCGUCCGGAAGCCUCACAUCCGUAAGAAGUGGGGGCUAACUUGUUUCGACAAGUUGCUAAAGAACGGAGCAAGCACUUCCAGUAGUGUGGUGAGUUCGACGGCGUCAUCCUCGUUAAUUGGCAUGGUAAGCAAAUUGCGCCCAGGAGCUUCGGGUAAUUACUUGCUGCCUACCAAAGACGACAAUCCCAAUGCUAUGUGUAGGUUUAAUCCGACCUAUGAUGACAGCCAGAUUGAGGAAGGGGUCACACCACCUAUACACAAAGAUAUCCAGAACUCCACCGAGGACCAGAAAAGGGACACAGAUCGUGAUGCAACAAACACUGAUGUCGUGACGGUAAGUCUCCCACGUAAUGCAUCUGUCAGAGGUGAUGAUGUUUCCACCACCACGAAUGCUGACACAGUCAGUUUUACCCUGAAUGUAACUGAUGUCAAGAAAGCUACUGAGGGCAACGAUGAUUUUGCUUCCAUCAACAAUGAUGCUCAUGUUAGGCUCCCUAAUGAUGCUACGGAUGGCACCAUGCACAAUGAGAGGAGUGAUGAUGUUGCUUCUGCAACAAGUGAUCCAGCCGUCAAUCUUCAAAUGGAUUCAACAGACGUCAGCAAAGGAAAAUAGAGCAGUAUCAUCGAUUCCAUUGGCACCACCAUUUGUGCAACGGCCACUGGCUCAGUUGAGGUUUUGACUAUAGCGAUGCACUUGACUUGUGGCUUAUAAGAAGGUCGUAUUAAGAGAGCAUGAUAUUGUAUUAGCAUACUAGGCAGGGAAGGGGUGGGACAGGCGCCAGCUGAAUCCCCUCUUUCCCCGAGGAUUUGAAAAUUACCAAUAUUCCGUCACCACAUACUCGGGAAAUACGUAAUCAAUUUUUUACAUCUAUACUGUAUUUAAAUGAUGAAAUUAUAUCUCUUCAUUUAUAUAUUUGGUAGCUUAUCGAAGUAUUAAUGACCAUAUACAUUUGUUUUCAUGCUACUUCGUGGUGUUUUACUCAGAGAAGAGGUCUUUUUAAUUUUGCCGAAAAUAUGAUAAGAUGGUGCGAUGAUUUCUUUUUUCUUAAUCAUUUGUAUACAUGACUAGAUAAAUAUGUAUUUGUAUUUCAAAAGGAUAUUAUUAGAAAAUAAAGGUUGCGUAGCUUAUAUCGAAGUUCACAAAUUUCUGUCUUUUUUUGUUGACAUUUUGGCAGAGGUUGAAAAACUGUUUCCAUUGGGAAUCGAAUCGGGUUACUGGUUGAGAACGCCAAUGCCUUAUUCACUAAUCCACAGAGACGGGCCAGUAGCUUCGGCUACACACAUAUCCAAUUGACAGACAGAUUGACCAAUCUCUAAGCUUCAUUUAUUAAUUCCUUUGUUGGGGGCAGGCGAGUUUUGAACAAUAAAAAGCCGCUCGACUCAGUUCGAUCCAAGCAAAUGCUUUCAGAUUCACGUAUAGCUUGGAAUAACUGUAAACAGAUGUAAAUAACCUCUACAACCGCUUUGGCGACUUUCUUGGAAAAAUAUAUAUUCAUGUAUAAUAAUAUAAUGUGUCUGUUUAUGUAUUGUUUGUAUAUAGAUGUGUUUAUGGAAUUCAUCGAAUCAUGACCUAAGAUCCAGUUUUAUAAUUAACAGAUUUAAAUCGAUGUACUAAAAAAGAUAUUAUUCAAAGAUUGAUAUCUGUUGGUGAGUAAGUACUUCUUUUUCAUUUUUGUUAAAUACUUUUAUUUGAUUCUUUCUUAUUUUUUAUCCUUUCUAUUCCUUCUGCAAAACCGUCCGUAUGAAUGUGUUUAUGUAGGUGUGUAUUGAGAGGCUGGUAUUAUGCAAGUCUUUAACAUUUUAUUAAUUAUGCUCA